This is a messenger RNA of Chinchilla lanigera (long-tailed chinchilla), 848 nucleotides long. RefSeq names its product polycystic kidney disease protein 1-like 1. The record is from RefSeq and is a predicted model, not a curated record. The coding region runs from base 13 to 492 and encodes 159 amino acids. The transcript is spliced from 4 exons. NCBI's taxonomy places the organism in Eukaryota, Metazoa, Chordata, Mammalia, Rodentia, Chinchillidae.
UGGAGGGUGCUGAUGGGAGCUGCGGCCCUGCUCCCCUUGGUGGGGUCCACGCCGGGGAUCAGCUCUAAGGCAGGAAGCGGCUGGGCUGACUGCUGUGUCCGGGACCCGCGGGCUGCGGCGCAGGCCAGGGGCAUCUCCGGGAACCAGGAACGAGCCCCCCAUGUGACAUCUGUUACGAUCGUGACCGUCGGGACCAGUGGGGGCCCCUGCUCCUGUCGCUGGCAGCAGUGCGCGGCUGGAAAAGCAGACAGCGCGUUCUCAGGGACAUGCGAGGAGGCCAUCUCUGCAGCAGCCCCCUGCACCUGGUGGACAGAGGCUUCCUGCUGUGACGCGAGAGAACUGUGCUCUGCGGAGGACACAGCCAAGGCCCCGCUUCCUGGGACUGCCACCGCAGGGGCCCCCAGCAGCGUGGCCGGAUCCCCACGGGCCAGCACCCAGCCAGCUCUGCCUGGGGGGCCGUCUUCCCGUCUCCCCGCUGUUCCCAGGAGGUAGGGGAGGGGUGUGGAGCUGCACGCCUCCUCACCCCAGCUCUGCCCCGUCCGCUGGGACUUCGUGUGUUCCUUGCUCGCCGUCAUUAGAGCUGUCGUGCAGGCCAGUGCUUUCUGAGUGACCGCCACCCGGGCGGUGCCAUCAGCAUCCCCAGUCGCGUGGGUCCCUCUGUUUUCAGACUGGCCAGCACCAGGAAGCCCUGUCUGACUGUGUCUCCACAGGGACGGGCACCACGUAUGCACAGGAGGGCCAGGGAGAUGAGGCUGGGCCACGAGGGUACUCAGGCUUAGCUGGGCGUGGUGGUGCACACCUGUGAUUGCCACCCUUAGGAGGCUCAAGUAAGAGGGUCGCAAGUUCAA